Messenger RNA from Fimicolochytrium jonesii, 1142 nucleotides. RefSeq lists its product as uncharacterized. The transcript has a single exon. The record is from RefSeq and is a predicted model, not a curated record. NCBI's taxonomy places the organism in Eukaryota, Fungi, Chytridiomycota, Chytridiomycetes, Spizellomycetales, Powellomycetaceae. Bases 40 to 990 code for a protein of 316 amino acids.
ACUCGCACUUGACAUUCCCUGUCGUGGCAAUCCGAAUAUAUGAGCAUCGACAAGCAUGAUAUAGCACAGGCCUCGGGUUCGGCUGGGGAGUGUGAGGCUCGUCCGGGCUCACUUUCGCCGAGCCCGGAGCUCCAGCAGCAAUCCCCUGUCGGGAUUUCAAACGCCGACACCAUUGGCACCAACCCAUCCGACCCAGCGACGGGAUCACCUUCUGGUUCUUCGCCAAGCGCACCAUCCAAAAAAACGAAAAAGAAACCGCCCCCAAAACCCGGUUCAAAAGCCUACCUCGCCCUCAAAAAGUCCGUCCAGUCCGAACCCGCAUCCGCCACACCCGACCCGUUCACUCCCCCAACCAUUUCCCACUGCCCCACGCAGAAUGUUCUCAUCCUGUCCUUCACACGGCCCUCGGACCUCACGGCAGCGCUCGGACGGCCUCAUGUGGCGUAUGAAGGCGGGCACCUGAAGGGUCCAUUGAAGGGGGUCAAUUUCCCGGUCGACUUUCUGCGGCGUUGGGUCGAGGGGCUAGGAGCGGACCGGGUGACGGCGGAAGAAGCGUGGAUGUUGGCGCUGGUCAAGGGAAGUGGGGUUCCGGUUGAUUUCGGGGAACUGCCGGAUGGUCCGUCCGCACCUCCACCACCACCACCAUCACCACAAUCGCUGGGCAUCCGCACCCCCGUCCGGUACAUCUGCGCCUACCUUCGCAACGACCGCUCGACCCUCCUCCACGAAUGGGCCCACGCCAUGUUCUUCACAUCCCCAUCCUACCGCGACGCUUGCGAACAGCUGUACAAGGACGUUCUAGACGACAAGGCACGCGCGGCGGUGGGCGUCGAGUUGCGGAUGAGGAAUUACAAGGAGGAGGUUUAUAUGGAUGAGUGGCAGGCGUAUUGUGUGGAAGGGCCUACUGAGUUUGGGAAGAAGUGGAGUAGGGUUAUGAAGGAGCCGCAUGUGGUGUUGAGGAAAUUGGUCGGGGCGCCGCCGGGGUGGUGAUUUGGUGUUCAGCUGGGGAGCUUGUUGUAGAUAGUUAGAGGCUUAGCGUAUGCUGCUGGACGAUAUUUUUGGAUCUCACGCACCGUGACACACGGGAUUGUACAGCGGCAGAAGAGUAGUAGAAUACAACCGUCCGACUACGCUAGGUCUAC